This is a messenger RNA of Rotaria socialis, 1197 nucleotides long. The record is from the annotation of a GenBank genome assembly. Lineage: Eukaryota; Metazoa; Rotifera; Eurotatoria; Philodinida; Philodinidae.
AUGCCAGAUAAAGCAUGCAAAUUCGUGAAAGCCGCUGAGUAUUAUAGGAAAUUUAUACCGAAUUUCUCUCAAAUCGCCGAGCCACUUCGAAAAUUCGUCCCAACUACAAGAACUCAACAAAAGAAAGGACAAAAAACAAUGAUUACAUUAACACAGGAUGAAAUUAACGCAUUCGACCAACUCAAGCAUCAUCUGACAACUGAUUUAGUAUUACGAUUACCAAACAUUAGAUUCCCUUUCAAAGUUCAAACAGAUGCUUCGGAUGAGGGGAUCGGUGCUGUUCUAUUACAAAUCUAUCCUGAUGGCGAUAGACCAAUUGCUUAUUUAUCGAAGAAAUUUACUCAAGUACAGCGGAAAUGGUCCUCUAUGGAACAAGAAUGUUAUGCAUUUAUCUGUGCAUUAGACAAAUUACAUAAUUAUUUAAGUGGAAUUAAAUUUACAUGGGAAACUGAUCAUAAAGCAUUAACACAAUUAAACCAAAAAGCUCAAAUUAAUAAACGAUGUGAACGCUGGAGAUUAAAAAUUUUAGAAUAUGAUUUUAAGGUCAAAUAUAUUCCUGGUUUAACCAAUUCAAUGCCUGAUUAUUUAUCACGUUCUCCAGUCGAUAAUGCUGAAGAAGAUCCUGACGAAAUCUCAAUUCUUAUUUCCAAAGCGACACAAACAGAUCUCGAUAAUAUUCCCAAUCAUUUACAUGUUGUUACAGCUGUUGAAACUCGUGCUAUGAAAUUACGGAACGCAAAAUUACCUAAUACAAAUAGCACAGAACAAUUAAAAUCUGAUUCUCUAGAUACUUCACUUGAAGAGAAUCGAAUUACUCCAUUUACAAAUGAACAAUUAAAAGAAGCUCAACAGCAGGAUGAUUAUGCAAAUAAAAUUUUAAAGAAUAUAAAGAAACGAAAAAACUAUCUAAUCAAAACUGAUCUUUUAAUGCAUAAUCCAAAGCAUCCAGUUCCAUAUGUACCACAAGAUGAUUUAAGACGAACAAUUUUACACAUAUAUCGUGAUACUGCCGCCAAUGGUGCGCGUUUUGGCAGAAACAAAACAAUACAUAAAAUUCAGCAACGUUAUUUUUGGCCAUCACUGUACAAGGAUAUUACUAAUCACAUUAAAUCAUGCAUACCAUGUGCACAAUUUAACCCUCGUCGACAAAAGACCCCUGGAAUUUUAAAACCAAUAAAACCUCCAGAAGGAGUAUGA